Messenger RNA from Delphinapterus leucas (beluga whale), 758 nucleotides. NCBI's taxonomy places the organism in Eukaryota, Metazoa, Chordata, Mammalia, Artiodactyla, Monodontidae. The record is from RefSeq and is a predicted model, not a curated record.
CCCUUCUGCCAGACUGUGCUAGACGGCCGAGUGAUCGUGAUUGAAGGCAUUCCAGAAAACAGGAAACGGUGGCGGCUUGAAACGCCGGGAACUUUAAUGAGUGUUUUGACAGCAGCACAUCUAACAAGUAGCUCAUUUUCUGCCAACGAUGGAGAAUUUGCUCCAGUUGCCCUGCUGGAAAAUGAGGGACCGUGUGGAACAGAGAGACAAGCCGUCCCAAGUGAAGCCAUGCUAGACCAGCCAACCUCCAGGUGGCCAGUGGGACCAUUAAAACAAUGGCUUCCUAAAGAAGAGGGGAAGGUAGAAGUGGCCUCUGACAUUGAAGUAGAAGAAGAACAACCAGCACCAAGAUCUGAUGAUGAUGAUACAAAUUUUGAAGAAUCUGAAGAUGAGUUGAGAAAUGAAGUAGUAGAAUCCCUGGAAAAGCUCUCUACUUCCAAAGAGGCAGAAAAAAGGGAAGAGGUUUCCAGUUCCUCUAAGGAUGCUGAAAAGAAAGAGGGGAUAGGCAUACAGAAAUAUGCAGAAUUAAAUGAGGGUUUGUAGAGUAUUUUUACUCCAUCUGAUGACAAAAUUUGUAUUGUUGAUGAAGACCCAGGAACAUCAACCACCAGUGAAAAUAUACAAGUGUGAUCAUUGAACUUUUUCUUAAAUAACUAGUACCUAUUACAGUGUCUCUUUGGGAGCAGUCAUAAAUAUACAUUUAUUGUAAGGGUUUUCCAGUAAUCCCAAGGCUUUAUUAGUUUUCUUCUCAAUUUAGA